AUGAACCUGCAAGGCCCAGGUGGAAGGAAUUUAACGGGGUCAGUUAAUGACAAGCGUAUCUGCGUUCCACAAAAAAUUGACCCAAAAACAUUCUUCGCCAAUGAGAGAACGUUCCUCAAGUGGCUCUCUAUUUCCGUUAUGAUUGGACUGAUGUCCUUGACGUUACUGAACUUUGGCGACACAUCGAGUACUGCCGCCGAGCUCGCCGGUUUGGUUCUAUUACCUGUAUCUAUUAUCUUUAUGGUAUACUCCUUAAUUGUUUUCAGGGAUCGUGCCAACAAAAUAUACAUGCGAGAACCUAUGCGGUACGACGAUACUCGUGGUCCCACGAUGCUUGUACUUGUUCUUGGUGCUGCGAUGGUCAUUGCAACUAUAUUUUCAAUUCAGCGGCAGUACUACAAAGCGAUUACGCCCACACUUCGUGGAGGAGCAAGUUUUGCUUAA
Molecule: messenger RNA, 444 nt
Organism: Trypanosoma conorhini
Lineage: Eukaryota; Euglenozoa; Kinetoplastea; Trypanosomatida; Trypanosomatidae
Product: vacuolar transporter chaperone
Exons: 1
Coding region: 1-444 (147 amino acids)
Source: RefSeq, a predicted model, not a curated record